CGAAGGAAUGCUGCACAAAAACAUUUUGUUAGCUGUAAACCUUUUUAGGGAAGAACGUUUCGUUGGAUGAAAGUUUCACAAAUUGAAUAAACGCGAAUUUUUUGGAAUUAGCUUUCGCGAAAGAAGCCAAAUAGGAUCUUUUGUAAGAAUAAACUUUUGCGUUUUAGGAAACUGGAGUUUCCUUCUGUUUUGAUUCAACUUAAUACCAACAAAAGAAGAAAAGCAAUAUUGAAAUUCGUUAAAAGCAACCAUUCGUCAUCAAAGUUUCCAAUUCCAAGAGGAUCAACAGUAUUGUUCUCUGGAUAUUCCGCGAUAAUAAACUUUCGCAAAUUUCGUAUUUCAGGACGUUUUGCGGAUCAAACCUUUUUUCUAUUGAUCGAUUUUCAAAUCACACUGUUUGAUGAAAAUGCAAGGUUGGCUAUGUCUUGGAAAUUACAGACCAAUGGCAGUUCUGUCUGCUAUUUCUAAAGUUUAGGAGCGUUUGAUGUUUGAACAAAUCGUAAUUUAUUCAGGAUCUUUCCUGUUUCAGUAUCUCUGUGGAUUUCGGGAAUACACAACAGGCUCUUGUGAAUGUGAAUGUGUAAAGGAUAUUAUACACAACAGGCUCUUGUAAGAUUUCUCGAGAAAUGCAAAUCAGUUUUGGACAAAAAAGGAUUUGCAGGAGCAAUCUUGAUGGACCUCUCUCUAAGGCGUUUGAUUGCAUAAAUCAUGAACUGCUAAUUGCCAAAUUAUCUGCUUACAGUUCUAGCGGAUCAGCUCUAAAAUUGAUUCAUAGUUACUUAAAUGAAAGGCAGCAAAGAGUGAAGGUUAAUGUUUCAUUCAGCACCUCGAAAUUGACUUCCUUAGGUGUUCCCCAAGGUUCAGUUUUGGGACCCCUGCUCUCCAACCUAUAUAUUAGUGGUUUCUUCUACCUGGUGAAAGAUACUGAGAUUUGCAACUACGCAGAUGACACUACUAUCUUUGCGUGUGGUUCAGAUCUGGGUCCAAUCUUAGAAUCACUUGAAAGGGAUGCCGCUUUACUAUCACUCUAGAUUGAAAAUAUCUAUAUGAAGAUGAAUGAGGAUAAAAGCCAUUUGCUUGUCUUCGAGGAUGAAGAUGACAAGGCAACUGUAAAUAUUUUUGGAUCUUUGCUAGAGGAAAGUGACGAAGAGAAACUACUAGGAGUGACACUCGACAAAAAACUGAAUUUCAAAACUCGCGUUAAUAAUCUUUGUAAGAAAGCAAACCAAAAGCUGCAUGCACUGGCACGAGUGUCAAGAUAUAUGGAAACGCCACAAUUAGAAUUAACAAUGACCUCCUUUGUAAUGUCGCAUUUCAGUUAUUGUCCACUUGUGUGGAUGUUUCAUGAUAGGAAAUCGAAUAACAAGAUCCGUGAAAGAGCCCUCAGAAUCAUACAAAGAGAUAGUACUUCCAAUUUUGAGAAACUUUUAAUUAAAUGUAACUCAGUAUGUGUUCACCAGAAGAAUUUGCAGCUGCUCCUGACAGAGAUUUAUAAAACCGUAAACAACUUGAAUCCGUCUUUUAUGGCGGAAAUAUUUGUUACUGAAGAUGUGCUAUAUGGCCUUCGUGGCGGUAAUAAUCUUGUUUUUUCUGAGGGCUAGAACGAAUUCAUAUGGUAUUGGUACUAUCAGAUAUAUUAGUCAAAAAUUAUGGCAGACUUUGCCAAAAGAAAUCAAAGAGUCCCGAACAUUAGAAAUGUUUAAAAGAAAUAUCACGUCCAUCCAGGACAUUUGGACUGCAGGUGCAAAUCGUGCAAAGACUUUGUUCCGAAUCUAGGAGAAACAUUAAUAAAAUAAAGAUCAGAUGAAAAGAUGUAGGGUAAAGAUUUUACCAUGCCAACUGAAGCUAUUAUUUAUCGGUAUUUACACACCCUCGAAAUGUUGCUUGAAAAAAACAAUAUAAAAACAAACACGGAUGUACAACAUGUUGAUAAAGGCAUCAAGGAAGCCGAUUCAAAUGACGCUAAGGAAAACUGGAAACAAGAAGGCAAAAUACCAGCUGCCUUUUAAUAAUUGCAUACUUCAUUUCCCAAAGCAAGACCUCGAAAUCAGGGAGGGAAUGUAAGCAGUUGUAAAGGAAACUUAAAGGAUCCAACAUGAACUCAGGGAAGCUGUGUGUAAUGGUUGCUCUCAUGGCAACGUGGUUCUGUUUGACGAAUGGUCUUUCGGAAAGCGGACUGGACAGCAGCUCAAAUAGCAUCAACAUGAUAACAGAACAAAGCACCGUCAUGAUAGCCGGUUAUUUCGGGGUCCAUUUUAAGAAUUCAUCGGCUCCUUCAUAUUGUGGUAGCCUCGUUCAUGAUGCAGGCAUAACCCUAGUGGAGGCUAUGAGAUAUGCUGUGGAGAAAAUAAACGGGAAAGCAUUUUUGUUCGGAAAAAAGCUUGGUUUCAGGAUUGUAGAUACCUGCAGCAAUACUGCAACACUACGCCGGUCACUUUUCCAUACACUGCGUAUGGAUUAUUACAUUGGGGUCGUUGGCCCAGCUGCAUCGGACGAAGCCAUCCUUGCUGCUGCGGUCCACAGCGUCGACAAAGCGGCAGCCGUCAGCUAUUCUGCAGCCAGCACGGUAUUUGAGGACCGUAACACCUACUAUAACUUUUUCAGUACAAUUCCAUCUGAUGAGCUACAGGUAAAGGCCUUGGUGGAUCUCAUUAGUUACUUCAACUGGACCUAUAUCUCUACGGUGAAUUCGUAUGGUACAUAUGGACAACGGGGAGUUGACAACUUUAUUAAGGAGUUACAAAAGAGUAAAGCAUGCGUCGCAAGAAGAAUUGACUUACCUGAUUAUCCAUCAGACAACGACUUCAUGCGAACAGUCACAGAACUGUUGUCGGUUGAAAAAGCGAAGGUUGUCAUUCUGUUCACCACGCAAGCCGACACCCGUCGUCUUCUUACAGCUGCAAAAGAUGUAAAAACCUUGACCUGGGUUUCAAGCACAGGUUGGGAUGCAGAUUUGAAUGUGGUAGACGGGGCUCGACAAGCUGCAAAUGGAUCACUUAUUCUUCAGUAUGCAGGGGCUAGCAAUGCUGAAUUCAUGAACUACUUUAAAAAUAUGACAUUGAAAUCGAACAAUUACACGUGGUUUAGGGAGUUUUGGAGUGAAGUUUUCGAAUGCGAUGCUGAUGGGAAGGACAGUAGGAAGCCAAGGUGUUCUGGUGUUGAGAAUUUAAACAACAGCUCUUUCUAUGGCAAGUAUGCUCCUGUGCAGCCUGUACUGAGUGCAGUUGAAUCUGUUGUUUGUGCCUUACGGAAAAUCAUGUUGAAAUGGUGCCCGUCUGGAAACACAACAUGCAUUGAUAGAAUCUGGAAAGGAACCUAUGUGUUUGAAGACGGCAUUGUUAAUAAUUUGAAGAGUGGAAACAGUUCUUGUGCAGGCCUUGAGGAUUCAGUUGACUUCAAUGCAAAGGGAUACUACUCAAGAAAUUUUACGAUCUUAAAUUUUGAUGGAGCAACAUACAAAGAGGUUGGUAUGUGGAUAGAAAAUACAACCGCUGGUAAAAAGAACUGGCAGAUUAUGGAUGAAAAGAUAACUUGGAAAGGCAGUGCGAUGCCUGUCUCUGUUUGCUCACUGCCAUGUAAAUGGGGUGAGGUGAAAGUUUCAAGUAACCGCGACUGCUGUUUCACAUGUAGACCCUGUGGAAACAAUGACAUAAUAAGAAAUGAUAGUUGCAUCCAAUGUGGUGAAUUUGAGAAAGCUAGCGAUGAUUUGGUUAUUUGCAAAGCACUGCCUUUGGUGUUCAUAGAUGUAAACAGUGCUGCUGGUUGGGUAAUUGUGAUUGGCUCCUUAACAGGAAUUUUGCUGAACACAAUGUUUCUUGUUGUGUUUGUUAAAUUCAGAACUUCACGAAUUGUUAAAGCCUCCAGCAGAGAGCUCAGUUUUAUAAUCAUACUUGCUCUAUAUGUAUGCUUUAUCUCACCGUUAACCAUGAUGAUGAGACCAUCACAAGUUGUGUGUGGACUGCAAAGGUUUAUCAUCGGACUUAGUCUGACUGGCUGCUACACGCCCCUGAUGCUGAAGACCAACCGUAUAUAUCGUAUUUUCAAGGCAUCAAUAUCGAUGAUAUCGAAACCUAUGCUAGUUGGCUCAAAGUCACAGAUCUUGAUAUGCAUGGGUCUACUUGGGGUUCAGCUAUUGUUGGGCAUUAUGUGGGUUGUAGGGGACCCACCCACUGUUGUCAACAGACACAUUAAUGACAAAACACAAGUUGCUGUCAUUUGCAAGUUUGAUGCAUUCAACGUCAUUCUAAAUUUGAUUCCAUGUUUUGUUCUCAUGGCUAUUUGCACCGUUUUUGCCUUCAAAACCCGAAAAUUUCCAACAAACUUUAACGAAGCGUACAGCAUUGGCUUAACGAUGUACGUCAGCUGUUUUCUCUGGGGUGUUUUCAUCCCCCUUAUUCUCUUUCUUGAAAUGGACAAAGAGAGUGUCUUUGUGACGAUUUACGUAAUUGCAUCAUUUACAAUUAUCGUUGGAUUGAUAACCCUACUUGGACUCUUUGGCCCAAAGCUGAGCAAAUUGCUGUUUGACAACAGAGUAGCCCCUACGAUGGAGAUGUUCUCAGAAUUCAACAGCAAAAGGCAGGAAUCUGUGCCAAAUUCUGCCGUACAACAGCAGCAACAGCAACUAGCAACAAUCACCGAAGACGAAUCUUAUUACGAGCACAAAAAUACGGCAAUAAUGCGACUGAAGACAGUUUCGAAAGAUGCGUCCACCAACACGUGACUUAAGCAGCGUUAGAUUUACUUAAGGUAGCAAGGGCGUGGUUGUUGCAGGUGGAUGAACAAAUGGACUUGACAUUUGGUUCAGACACGAAAAUAGGCCCUAGAAAACUCCUUUCUUCGCCUUUUAGACCAUUUCUGAAAAGGAAUCCCGAGAGGAAGAUGCUGGCCAUCUUAAUCCUGCGCUACCGAGUUUUGUAUAGACUAUUUCGAAUAUAUUAGAAUGCAAACUUUAUAUUCAGAAAAAUGUGAGAUUUCUAGAAUUGGAAGAGAAUCACGACCCGAGGAAA
Molecule: messenger RNA, 5006 nt
Organism: Rhopilema esculentum
Lineage: Eukaryota; Metazoa; Cnidaria; Scyphozoa; Rhizostomeae; Rhizostomatidae
Product: metabotropic glutamate receptor 3
Biological process (GO): G protein-coupled receptor signaling pathway
Cellular component (GO): membrane
Molecular function (GO): G protein-coupled receptor activity
Source: RefSeq, a predicted model, not a curated record